CACAGGUUAGUUGAAGAUUUCCGUAACAAGCGAGCGCGUGUGAGUCGUCGGCGUUAAACGCCCGGUGGCUUUUGGACGUGUUGCUAAAAAAGCACCGUGAGCUGCGGCUGAAAGCGGGCGACGAUGAACGGCGCUCCCGUCACAUGUCAUGCCGUCCGAGGGUAUCAUUUUGCCGACCUGAGUAAAGGUUCAACCAUCCUCUGCUCAACUUUGACAAUAUUUGUGUGACAUGGAGCCAGGCGCGGAUGACCUUCCCCUCCGAGCCAACACUAACCACGUACUUGUCAGACAUUACGUGCUGGACCUGACCGUUCAUUUCGACAGGAAGGUCAUCGGUGGGAGCGUCGUUCUCUUCCUGGAGCCUUGCUCUGCACUGGGCACUGCGGCUGAGGGGCACGCUGGCGCUCAGGACUACGGAGGGAGUCAAUCCCGCCAUGCGGAUGAGGUGGAAGAUGCCACGGAAGGACUCUGGGAGACUCCGACAAGGGCGAAGGAGAGGUUCGCCGCUCGCGAGGGAGACACCGCUCUGCCUGGCAGCGGGUCGGCACACGCUGCCGCUGAAAGCAGAAGUAGUCCGUCCUCACGUUCGUGGGAGACCAACAGUGGCGGUGAGUUCACCUUCUUGCUGGACUGCUGUGACCUGGACGUGUCAAAGGUGGAGGAGGUGGACGUCACCUCCGUGUCAGCCGCGCCGAGCCUCCUGCCACGCGUCGCGUCCGAGGGGUCAGCUGUCCCUUCAGUGGACCCUGGAGCAGCCUUCAUUCAGAACCUCGUCUCCAUGCCCUCUAGCCAAUGGAGGCUACAGCAGCGGCUCUUCUCGCUGUGCGGCCGAGCCCCUGGUGCUCGGGAUGGCGGCUCGCUGCAUUUUCACAGAGACCGAUGGAGUUUGCAGGUGAGGAAGAAGGGGGUGGUGUCGCCUCAGGACUUCCCCCGUGUCCUCAGGAUCUGCUACGAGACGAGGCCGGCAGGAGCCUCUGUGAGGUGGACCCAAGACCAGGACAACAGGGUGUGUGUUUACACUGCAGGUUCUCCCAUCAACAACAGAGCACUCUUCCCCUGCCAGGAGCCCCCCGUUGCCAUGUCGACGUGGCAGGCGGCAGUACGGGCCCCCAGGGAGUGCGUGGUUUUGAUGAGUGGGGAGGAGACCACUGUACCCGUUGAGGACGGGGACACACGCUCCUUAAUCUGGCAUUACUACGUCACUAUGCCCAUGCCCGCCUCCACCUUCACCUUGGCAGUGGGCCACUGGCACCAAGUCACGGCAGAAAAUCCCCCAACAUUGGAACGGGGACUGAGGGACAAGGCGGGUUGCAGCGACGCGGCCAAACUGGAGGCUGGACCUGGAGAAUUGGGAGAAGCUGACCUUACGUCUGGACUUGGAAGUUCCAUCAGUGUAGUAAAGGGCUCUCCACUCGAGACUGGCAGCGGAGACCAGACCACCUGCUCAGACUCUGCAUUUUGUUACUCUUCGCUUGAGGACGAGGGGCUCGCACUAACUGAUUAUUCAGCCACGGUGGAUGAUGGCAUGUCUUGUUCCCAUGGCGACUACCCUUGCCGAUUUACUGAGCGGUCGGCUCGGGCCCAGCAGGUGAUUCCACACCGUGUGUUUGGACCCGUCUGCUUGCUGCAGAAAGCCCAGAUGGCAGUUCUAGAUCUUUUGCCCCGAUGUCUGGCUGCAGCCCACACCGUUCUGGGUGUCCACCCAUUUCCCCGCCUGGAUGUUCUCAUCGUUCCAGCAGGUUUCUCCAGUCUGGGCAUGGCCAGCCCCCACAUGAUAUUCCUCUCCCAGAGUGUGCUCUGUGCUGGGACUCUUGGUCCCAGAGAGGACGCCCUGUCUCUGUGCGGGUCCAGGAUCUGCCACGAGAUCGCCCACUCCUGGUUCGGCCUGGUCAUCGGAGCCAGAGAUUGGACCGAAGAGUGGAUCAGCGAGGGCUUCGCAACCUACCUGGAGGACGUUAUCUGGGCCCAAGCAAAACAACUCUCGUCACAACAGACAGCAGAUCAGUCUGACCUGAAGGCACUGCUGAGGUGGAGACGGCUCUCUGACGAGUUGCAGAACUCAGAGGAGCAACUUCAAAUUCUCAGACCUAACCUGGAGAACACCGGUGAGGUCGGCGAGUCUGGCUCCUCCACUAUUAAACAUGCCCUCAACCCGGACAAAAUCUUCAUGCAAGUCCACUACCUCAAGGGUUACUUCCUCCUCAGGUUCUUGGCCAGUCAAGUGGGAGACAAAUAUUUCAUCGACUUCAUCCGAGUGUUUGUGGAGAAAUACCACGGGCAUCUCAUUUUGUCUCAGGAUUUCCUGCAAAUGCUGCUGGUUACAUUUCCCAACAUGGAGAGAAAAGGCCUCACCCUCCGUGCUAUUUAUGCUGACUGGCUCGAUCGACCGGGAAUUCCAAAGUGGCUGUAUGAGAGGAACGCCGUGUGGUCAGAGGCGCGGCUGGUGGAAGAAGUCAAAGCAGAGGUUGGAAAAUGGAUUCUCCUCAGUCAGAGUCCUCAGGGGAAGGGCAGAAAGCGGAAGAGAACAGACCCCAAGGUGAACUACAAAGAGAUGACGUCGGAGCAGCUGGUGAUGCUGUUGGAGCUCCUGCUUGAGGAAGAGGAGCUGAGCGGGGCAACGUUGGAAGCUCUGAGGAGAACUUAUGACUUACCGAAUCAAGACGCUGAGGUCAAACAUCGCUGGUGUGAGCUGGUGGUCAAACAUGCGUACGCUCGGGCUUACGCAGAUGUGGAGCACUUCAUGGUUCACAACCAGGCCAUGGGUGUGUAUCUGUACGGGGAGCUGAUGGUGCACGAGGACCCCGAGCAGCAGGCUCUGGCUCGUCGUUGCCUGUCAUUGGUCCAGGAGGAAAUGGACCAAUCAGCACGCAGCGUGGUGGAGGAGAUGAUCCUCUAACAUUAAAGUUUGCUGACUUCAGAUGGAGAUGAAAGGGGUUUGGCACACGGGGCGCAGCGCUCACCUCCUCUUCCUCGGUGAGGGGGGGGGGGGCGGCUCCACAACCACUCAAAAAGCUUUGGAGCGCUGUCGUUCUGCACAUUCAAGUCCAAAGAAAUCAGGAAUAAUGCCAGCUUUUCCUAAUGAGAUACAACAUUGUUUACUCUAUUGAUUCUGUAAUGAAAGGGAAAAAUUACACAAUUAGUUUUAAAAAGAUAGAUUUUGUGAAGGCACACUCAUCCAUGUUUAGGAGCUUGUGGAUAAGUUCACUUCCCUGUGUGUCUGUUUAGUUUAUUCCCAUGAUGUGGUUCUUAAGACUUUCAGGUCAUUCCCAUUUUUAUACACAAGAAAUUACUUCACUUAGUCCAUGACAACCCGAGGCGUAAAUUCCAGUUUUGUUACUGCUGUGUGUACGGUUUGUAAACUUGUAUAUUUUAAGUAAAGGUUUUUGAAAUGUUCAUGUUGGAAUAAAAUAUUUUUCUUAAAUACAGGA
Pungitius pungitius (ninespine stickleback) is the source of this 3428-nucleotide messenger RNA. It is a transcript of the gene aopep, whose product is annotated as aminopeptidase O (putative). NCBI's taxonomy places the organism in Eukaryota, Metazoa, Chordata, Actinopteri, Perciformes, Gasterosteidae. The record is from RefSeq and is a predicted model, not a curated record. The transcript has 18 exons. The coding region runs from base 230 to 2896 and encodes 888 amino acids. Gene Ontology annotation, molecular function: metalloaminopeptidase activity; zinc ion binding. Gene Ontology annotation, cellular component: nucleolus.